This is a messenger RNA of Bradysia coprophila, 4332 nucleotides long. It is a transcript of the gene tho2, whose product is annotated as THO complex subunit 2-like protein. Gene Ontology annotation, cellular component: THO complex part of transcription export complex. The record is from RefSeq and is a predicted model, not a curated record. Gene Ontology annotation, molecular function: mRNA binding. Gene Ontology annotation, biological process: mRNA processing; mRNA export from nucleus. NCBI's taxonomy places the organism in Eukaryota, Metazoa, Arthropoda, Insecta, Diptera, Sciaridae.
GUGUUGGGUACCAUACCGUUGCAGAGUGUAAUAUAAUGGCGGAGAAAAAAUGUGAAGCUAUAAAAUUAUGGGAAAGAAAUGGAAAAAGUGAUUUCAAGAAACAAUUGUCGACUUUGGUAAAGAGUCAAAGCUCUCCACUGUUUUGUGGAGCAGAUAAGAAGAACAUAUUUUUCCGUGCGAUCUACGAUCUCCUAUCGUUGGGAUGCAAAGGACUAAUCAAAAAAGAUUUGGUGCUGUCGACACUACAAGAGAUAUCGUUGAUGCACACUGAUUUUCCAUCAAUUAUUUUGGACAUCAUUGGUAUAUUGGAUGCGGAAACGUCGACUGGACUGAAUACAGAUGGAGCGCCAGAUCGUGGCACAUUCUGCCAAAUCAUCAAAGAAGUGGAGAAAUUUCUAUCGGAAAAAUUGUUGAAGGAACGGUUGGAGAUCGACACUCUUCAAGACGUUGGAACCAUCAAAAACAAAACGUUUUACACGAAAUUUAUCAAGGUCAAAACCAAACUAUACUACAAACAGAGAAGAUUCAAUUUGUUCCGUGAAGAGAGCGAAGGCUACGCAAAAUUGAUAACCGAACUCAAUCAAGAUCCCACAACCAAUGUAUCAGUCGAUCAUUUAUUGAAAAUUAUCACAUCGCUGAUUGGCUGCUUCAAUUUGGACCCGAAUCGUGUGCUUGACAUAAUUUUGGAGUCAUUCGAAACACGUCCCGAACAAAACAAACUGUUCAUUGGUUUGCUCAAAGCGUACAUGCCGAAUGGUAACAUCAUUUGCGAGGUGCUCGGAUACAAAUAUCGCCACUUCUCUGACAGCAAGACACCAUCCUCGUUGUAUGUCAUCACGGCACUGCUGCUCCAGAGUAAAAUUAUUUCUUUGGACGAUAUAUACUCAUGGUUAAGUCCAACUGACAAAAGCAUCCAAAUUGACUGGGAAACAGAUUUAGAUGAUGCAAAGGAGUACGUUCGCAAGCUGAACGUUAUUUCGAUCAACAACAACAAUAAAGAACCGGAAGCGGAAGUGGAAAAAGAGGAAAAUGACGACAAAUAUGCCACCAAUCAAAAAUGGAAUUUAUGUGAGGCUCUGCUGCACGUCGGAGAUUGGCAAACUGCGCAGAAAUUGAUCGAAAAAUUGCCAAAAUAUUCCGUUUUGGUACGCGAAAAUGUUGCUCUCGCGUUGUGCGAUUUGAUUCAUCGCGUCAUCGAUCCCGUUUACGUAUCCAAAUGUUCGGUAACACCGAGUCGAAAGGAACGAAUCUACACCAGCAACACAAACAAACUGUCAACGCCACAGGCAAAAUCUUUGUUCGAUUUGCGUGUCAAUGCGUUUCCAAUGGCUGUUCAGCUGGGACCGUCGCUGUUCCUCGAUCCGGUGUUAUUGUACAAGCUCGUUCGACUGUGUCGAGUCAUUUUAACGGACAUGUCGGUGGAUCCAUCAACAUCACCAAAAACACCCGACGACGAGCUAUUGUAUUUCGACAUCAUGACCCUUCUCGAUUCGUCAAUACUGCCCGCACUGUCGUAUAUGGAAUGUAACUGUUGCGUUGCCGAGGAGAUUUGGUCGGUGGUCAAAUUUCUGCCAUAUCACAUCAGAUAUAGCUUGUACGGCCGGUGGAAGAACGACACAUUUUUGGUGCAUCCUAAGCUAAUACGACGACGUGGAGCUGCACAAAAGAAAAUCAAAGCUCUGAUGAAAAGAGUGAGCAAGGAGAAUGUGAAACCAGUCGGUCGAUCCAUCGGAAAGCUGAGUCACUGUUCUCCCGGAUUUUUGUUUGACUACAUUCUCAUCCAAAUUCAAAUUUACGACAAUUUGAUUGGACCGGUCGUCGAUUCGCUCAAAUAUUUAACAUCAUUGUCGUAUGACGUAUUGGGAUAUUGUCUUAUCGAAGCACUUGCACAAGCUGACAAAAAUCGUUUCAAGCACGACGGUACAUCGAUAUCGAUGUGGUUGCAAAGUUCGGCGAACUUCUGCGGUUCCAUCUAUAAAAAGUACAACAUCGAACUGAGUGGCUUGCUGCAGUACGUGGCAAAUCAAUUGAAAUCACAUAAAAGUUUGGAUUUGCUGAUACUGAAGGAAGUAGUACAAAAAAUGACUGGAAUCGAAGCUACCGAAGAGAUGACUUUGGAACAGUUGAAUGCUAUGUCCGGCGGUGAAUUAUUACGCAGCGAAGCCGGAUAUUUCAGUCAAGUGCGCAACACGAAAAAAUCGUCACUACGUCUCAAGGAAGCGCUUGCCAGCAAUGACUUAGCCGUAACAUUGUGUCUGCUGAUGGCACAGCAGAAACACUGUGUGAUUUAUCGCGAAACAGCUCACAGCCACUUGAAAUUGGUGGGAAAACUGUACGACCAAUGUCAAGAUACGCUGGUGCAGUUUGGUACAUUCCUUGGCUCAACAUAUUCAGUCGAUGAAUAUAUGGAGCGUUUGCCAUCGAUUCACAGCAUGUUGCAGGAGUAUCACAUACAUUCGGACGUAGCGUUCUUUUUGGCUCGACCAAUGUUCACACAUCAGAUCAAUCAAAAGUAUGAUCAACUUCGUAAGGCUGACACAAGUACAAAGAAAUUGUCAACGGUACAAAAGCAGGAAAAGUAUUUAGAGGCAACAUCGGCAAUAAUAUCACCGAUCGUUGAAUCCGUUCGUCCAUUACAUCCAUCCAAAGUAUGGGAAGAUAUUAGCCCACAGUUUUUGGUCACAUUCUGGUCGUUGAGUAUGUACGAUCUCCUUGUCCCGGUGGACAGUUACCAGAAAGAAAUACAGAAAAUAAAGGAACAAUCGCUGAGCGUUUUGGACUCGAAAGAUAUGAACUUAUCCAAAGGCCGCAAGGAGCAGGAACGUUACCUAGCGUUGAUCGAUAAGUUACAGGAUGAACGGAAAAAGCAAACCGAUCACGUUGAGAAGAUCAUGCAUCGGUUGAAUCAGGAAAAAGACAGUUGGUUUUUGUCCAGAUCGGCAAAGUCUGCCAAGAAUGAGACCAUAACACAGUUCUUGCAGUUGUGUCUGUUUCCCAGAUGCACUUUUACUGCCAUGGAUGCUGUAUACUGCGCAAAAUUUGUGCAUACGAUACAUACCUUGAAAACAGCCAAUUUCUCGACCCUCCUGUGCUAUGACAGAAUAUUUUGCGAUAUUACCUAUUCAGUCACAUCAUGUACCGAGAACGAAGCAACUCGUUACGGCAGAUUUUUGUGUGCAAUGCUGGAAACUGUUAUGAGAUGGCACAAAUCUUCGCAAACAUUCAACAGCGAAUGUGCAAAUUUCCCUGGCUUCGUCACGAAAUUCCGAGUCAGCAAUCAGUUUUCCGAAGCUAACGAUCACGUUGGAUAUGAAAAUUACCGACACGUCUGUCACAAAUGGCAUUACAAGAUAACGAAAGCGAUGGUUUUCUGCUUAGAGUCCAAGGACUACAUGCAAAUUCGGAACGCAUUGAUCAUUCUUAUGCGCAUUUUACCGCAUUUCCCGAUGCUGGUGAAGUUGGCACAAAUCAUUGAACGCAAGGUGGAAAAGGUGCGCGAAGAAGAAAAGAACAAACGACAAGAUCUAUUCGUCUUAGCAUCCAGUUACAUCGGACAAUUGAAAACGAGAUCGGCAGACAUGGUACACGAGUCGCAGUUCCAUCAAGUUGCAGACAAACCAAAUAAAGAGGUUGCGGAGACAUCAAAACCAUCCGUUAAUGGUAACGCGACGGAACCUAAAGAGCCGGUUGUGGAGAAAAAGAUCAAACCGAUCGCUGCGCCCGCCGAAAAGGAAGUCAAAAAAGAAAGAGAAAGCAAUGGCAAAGUUCAGGAACCGCCUGUCGUUGUGUUGGACAAAAAAUCGUCGAAAGAGCAGAAACGCGAAGAAAAGCAACGAGAAAAGGAGGAAAAAGAAAUCGAGACGCGAAAGAGGGACAGAGAUCGCAGCGAGAAGCGUCGCGAUAGAAAAACUGCUUCACCCGCAACAAACUACUAUGACUUGGCAACGAAUGAUCGUUACUACACGACCGAUCAAUAUGAACCAACCGACCGUGAACGUGACAGAGAUCUAAGUUCGAUUUCAAAUUCAAGCAACGGUUCAACGAAUCGACGUCAAGAAUCUCCCGAUCAUGACAGAGAAGUGAAGCGUCGUAAAGUGGACAGUUCGUUGAAGAAAUCACUGGACGAUGGGCCGAUCAUUUUCGACGACACGAAAAAGGAGCGGACAACAAAAUCGAAAGACAAAAAGGAGAAGUCUUGGGACGAUGGUGAUGUUCGUAAGGAGAAAAAGGUCAGCCGCAAAAGAGAAAAAUGACCUCAACGCAACCGCAAAAAAUAACUUUGUUCAAGACAGUUCUUUUAAAAUUAAAAUAUUUUGAAGAGAAAAUUAAAAA